GUCCCCGCCAUGGAGCUCGGCGUGAUUCAUCGGCGGCAGCAGCGGGGCAGCAGCGGGGCGCCGCGCAUCGUCCCCGCGUAGGCAGGGCUGCGGCGGGGGCAGCCCCGGCACCGCUCUGCCUCCCGCACCGCCCUCCUCCUCCUCCUCCUCUUCCUCGCCGCCUGCUCCUCUGCCCCCGCGGCUACGCGAGGAUCCCGGAGGAGGCAAGAUGGAAGAAAUCCUCCGAAAGCUGCAGAAGGAGGCGUCGGGGAGCAAGCACAGGGCCAUCAAGGAGAGCUGCACCUGUGCCAUCGAAAUCUUGAAUUCUCCUGAUGCUGCUGUCAAGAUACCUCCGUAUCAGCUAAGGGAGAAAUGUCUCCUUCCUCUCCAACUGGCUCUGGAAUCAAAGAGCAUGAAGCUGGCCCAACAGGCUCUAGCAGGGAUGCAGAAGCUGCUGUCUGAUGAGAGGUUUGUAUCCAUGGAAACAGACUCAGAUGAAAAACAGUUGCUUAAUCAGAUGCUGAAUGCCGUCAAAGUGACUCCUUCGCUCAACGAAGACCUACAGGUUGAAGUGAUGAAGGUCUUGCUCUGUAUAACAUAUACCUCCACAUUUGAGCUGAAUGGGAGUUCAGUGCUGAAGAUUGCUGAGGUUUGCAUUGAGACAUAUGUAUCUAGCUGUCACCAGCGGAGCAUUAACACCGCUGUGCGGGCAACCCUCAGCCAAAUGUUGAGUGACUUGACUUUACAGUUACGACAAAAGCAGGAAAAUAUGACAAUUGAAAACCAUGAUGCCUCACAGAAAUUCAAGACUCAAGGUACUUCAACUGAAUCUCUUUGUGAUGAUGUUGUAUCUGUCCUCACUGUGCUCUGUGAGAAGCUCCAGGCUGUCAUAAAUGACAAUCGGCAACUUCAGCUUCUUUACUUAGAGUGCAUCCUCUCCGUGUUGAACAGCUCGUCUCCCAGUAUGCACCAGCACAAAGGAUUCACUGAUCUAAUAUGGAAGCAACUGUGUCCAGCCCUCAUAGUAAUCCUGGGAAAUCCAAUCCAUGACAAAACUAUCACUUCUGCCCACAGCAGCAUCUGCCUUGAGGCUGAUUCACCUUCCUCAGGGAUCUCUGAUCAUGGCCGUGGUUCAGGUUGUUCCUCCACAGCACCUGCCCUUAGUGGGCCAGUUGCACGGACCAUAUAUUAUAUUGCAGCAGAACUGGUUCGACUGGUGGGUUCAGUGGAAUCCAUGAAGCCUGUGCUGCAGUCUCUCUAUCACCGGAUAUUGCUUUACCCACCACCUCAGCACCGAGUAGAAGCCAUCAAAAUUAUGAAAGAGAUACUUGGCAGCCCUCGGAGGCUUUGUGAUUUGGCAGGGCCUUGCUCUUCUGAGUCAGAAUCCAGGAAGAGGUGUAUUUCUAAAAGGAAGUCCCAUCUGGAUCUUCUCAAGCUCAUCAUGGAUGGGAUGACAGAAGCGUGCAUCAAAGGUGGUAUUGAAGCAUGUUAUGCUUCAGUGUCCUGUGUCUUUGCUCUGCUUGGAGCAUUAGAUGAACUGAGCCAAGGGAGAGGUCUUAGUGAAGAACAGAUCCAGCUGCUCCUCCAGCGCUUAGAAGAAUUGAAGGAUGGGACUGAGACAAGCAGAGACUCCAUGGAGAUCAAUGAUGCUGACUUUAGGUGGCAGAGGCGUAUCCUGUCUUCAGAAAAUCCUGCCUGGGAAUCAGGAAAUGAGAAGAGUCCUGAUAUUAGCAUUAGUGUUACUACUGACACUGGUCAGACCACUUUGGAAGGGGAUAUAGGACAGACAACUCCAGAGGAGAAUCCAGAAAGUCAAAAAAACUCACUGACCUCUCCAGCUGGACAUGAAAGCAAAGAGAUUCAUUAUAGAGAACCAGAAUCAGAAACCAUCGACCAGCCAGAUGUUGUUCAAAGAAGCCACACCAUAGUCUAUCCAGAUAUAACUAACUUCUUAUCAGUUGAUUGUAAGACCCGCUCCUAUGGAUCCAGAUACAGUGAAAGUAAUUUCAGUGUAGAUGACCAGGACCUUUCUAGGACUGAGUUUGAUUCGUGCGAUCAGUAUUCCAUGGCAGCAGAGAAGGACUCAGGCAGGUCAGAUGUCUCAGACAUAGGCUCUGACAAUUGCUCCCUGGCUGAUGAGGAGCAGACACCACGAGAUUGCCCAGGUCACAGGUCCUUACGUACUGCUGCCCUCUCUCUGAAAUUGCUGAAAAACCAAGAAGCAGACCAGCACAGUGCACGACUGUUCAUCCAGUCACUUGAAGCUCUUCUUCCUCAGCUUAUAGCUCUUCCCAGCAUAGAGGAGGUGGAUGGAGCACUGCAGAGCUUCUCUUCAACCUUCUGCUCAGGUAUGAUGCACUCACCAGGAUUUGAGGGAAACCUAAAUUUCAGCUUCCAGACUCUGAUGAAUGCAGACAGUCUCUACAUGGUCUCACAUUACACUCUGCUGCUCAACCUAAAAUUGGCCAACUCAGAUUACUACAGGAAGAAACCUGCCCAAGCCCCUGUGUUACUGAAGGAGUUCAUGAAGCAGGUCCAGUCCAGUGGAGUGUUGAUGGUAUUUUCCCAGGCCUGGGUUGAAGAACUGUAUCACCAGGUACUAGAAAGGAACAUGCUGGGGGAAGCUGGAUACUGGGGAAGCCCUGAAGAGCACAGCCUUCCACUUAUCACCAUGCUGACUGACAUCGAUGGCUUGGGAAGCAGUGCAAUUGGUGGCCAGUUGAUGGCAUCUGCUUCAGCUCAAUCUCCUCUUUCCCAAAACCAGAAGACAGAUGAUUCUGUUGUUGCAGGAGUUGCUUUUGCCCGAUACCUUUUAAUUGGCUGUUGGAAGAACUUGAUUGACACUUUGUCGACACCACUGACUGGCCGAAUGGCAGGCAGCUCUAAAGGUCUGGCCUUCAUCUUGGGAGCAGAAGGAGCCAAGCAGCAGAACCAAAAGGAGAAGGACUCCAUCUGUGUGAGUCUGGAUGGACUGAGGAGGGCAGCCCGGCUGAGCUGUGCUCUAGGAGUUGCUGCUAACUGUGCAUCUGCUCUUGCCCAAAUGGCUGCUGCUUCCUGUGUCCAAGAAGAGAAAGAGGAAAAAGAAAUCCAAGAGCCCAGUGAUGCUAUAGCUCAAGUGAAACAGAAAGUGGAGCAGAAACUGGAGCAGAUGGGGAAAGUGCAGGGAGUCUGCCUGCACACUGCUCAUGUUCUGUGUAUGGAUGCAGUCCUUAACGUGGGCCUGGAGAUGGGAAGCCACAAUCAGGACUGUUGGCCCCACGUGUUCAGGGUCUGUGAGUACAUCAGCACGCUGGAGCACACCCACUUCAGUGAUGGUGCUUCCCAGCCCUCCCUUACCAUCACCCAGUCACAGCAGGCACCUGGAGCGCUGCACCCAGACUCUGAGCCUGGGGAGUCUCCCCACGCACUGACACCCGAGCAGGAGACCACCCUCAGCAACAAUCCUGUCAUUCAGCCAGUUUCUAUCCAGGACCUCAUCAAGGAGAGCAGUAAGGGCAGAGCUUUUGACUUCCGUGGAGGCAGCCUGCUGUGUGGGACCAGUGCUGCCAAGGCUGUUCUCACACUCUCUACACAAGCUGACAGGCUCUUUGAAGAUGCUGCUGACAAGUUAAACUUGAUGGCAUUGGUAGGCUUCCUCUACCAGCUGAAGAAGGCUUCUCAGGCCCAGCUUUUCCAUUCAGUCACAGAUACAGUUGAUUACUCCUUAGCGAUGCCAGGAGAAAUAAAAUCUACCCAGGACAGGAGAAGUGCACUUCACUUGUUCCGACUUGGUGAUGCCAUGCUCAGAAUUGUAAGGAGUAAAUCUCGUCCGCUGCUUCACCUCGUGCGCUGCUGGAGCCUGGUGGCACCUCACCUGGUAGAGGCUGCCUGUCAUAAGGAGAGACACGUAUCUCGGAAGGCUGUCUCUUUCAUCCAUGACAUCCUCACUGAAGUGCUGACGGACUGGAGUGAGCCUUCUCAUUUUCACUUUAAUGAGGCACUUUUUCGGCCCUUUGAGCGUAUCAUGCAGCUAGAGCUGUGUGAUGAGGAUGUCCAAGACCAGGUGGUCACUUCUAUAGGAGAACUGGUGGAAAUGUGUUCUACCCAGAUCCAGUCAGGAUGGAGACCCCUGUUCAGUGCCCUGGAAACAGUGCACAGCAGCAGCAAGUCAGAGGUUAAAGAGUACCUUGUAGGAGAAUACUCUGUGGGAAAAUGCCAGCCUCCGGUGUUUGAUGUCUUUGAAGCAUUUCUGAACACAGACAGCAUCCAGGUCUUUGCCAAUGCAGCCACCAGUUAUAUUAUGUGCCUUAUGAAGUUUGUCAAAGGACUGGGGGAAGUAGAUUGUAAGGAGAUGGGUGACUGUGUGCCAGGAUCAGGGUCUGCAUCUACAGACUUGUGCCUUCCCGCGCUUGAUUACCUCAGGAGAUGUUCUCAGUUGUUAGCCAAAAUCUAUAAAAUGCCCCUGAAACCCAUCUUCCUCAGUGGUCGGCUGGUUAACUUGCCCCGAAGACUGCAGGAACAGUCAGCCAGCAGUGAGGAUGGCAUUGAGUGCAUCCUUUCAGACUUUGAUGAUGACACUGGCCUUAUCAAUGUCUGGAUUAUUCUGCUGGAAGAAUUAACAACUGCCAUAUCCAACUGUCCCCGCCAGCACCAGCCUCCUACUCUGGAUCUGCUGUUUGAACUGCUGAGGGACGUUGCCAGGACACCUGGCCCAGGCUUUGGCAUUUAUGCAGUUGUCCAUCUGCUUCUUCCCACGAUGUCUCUUUGGCUCCAUCGCAGCCAUGGUGACCAUUCUUACUGGGAUGUGGCAUCUGCUAAUUUCAAGCAUGCCAUUGGCCUUUCCUGUGAACUCGUAGUGGAGCACAUUCAAAAUUUCAUACACUCAGACAUUGGUUAUGAAGCUAUGAUUAAUACUAUGCUGAAAGAUCUUUUCAAGUUGCUAGUGGCCUGUGUAGCAGAACCAACAGAAACUAUUUCCAGAGUUGGCUGCUCUUGUAUCAGGUACGUGUUAGUGACAGCAGGGCCUGUUUUUACUGAAGAGAUGUGGAGGCUUGCGUGUUGCGCCCUGCAGGAUGCAUUCUCUGCCACUCUGGAGCCAGUAAAGAACCUGUUGGGCUAUUUCCACAGUGGUUCUGAAAGCUUUAGUGGAGAUGCCUGUGAAGUGAAGGUGGCAGCCCCCUCCCUCUCACCAAGUGCUGAAGCUGAAUACUGGAGAAUCAGAGCCAUGGCACAACAGGUCUUCAUGCUAGAGACUCAGUGCUCCCCAAAGACCCCUAGCAACAAGGAAGGGUUUGAACAUGCCCAGUCAUGCGUGCUUGUCAUUGACCUCCCACCAGAUAAGAAACCAAAUGGGCAUACCCAGAGAAGUAUUCCUUUCAGGACUAUAGUGGUGAGCUUGCUGUCCCACCAAGUACUGCUCCAGAACUUAUAUGACAUCUUACUAGAAGAAUUUGUGAAAGGCCCUUCUAACCUGGAGGAGAAAAUCACAGUACAAGUACCAGAAAACAAGUUGGCUGGUUUUCUCAGGUACAUCUCCAUGCAAAACCUGGCUGUCAUUUUUGACUUACUGCUGGACUCCUAUAGAACAGCCAAAGAGUUUGACACCAGACCUGGGUUGAAGUGUUUGCUGAAAAAAGUGUCUGGCAUUAGUGGAGCUGCCAACUUGUACCGCCAGUCAGCAAUGAGCUUCAACAUCUACUUCCACGCUUUGGUUUGUGCAAUCCUGACAAACCAGGAGAACAUCAGUGCAGACCAAGUGAAGAAGAUCCUUUUUGAAGAUGAUGAGAGAAGCACAGACUCAUCACAGCUGUGUUCUUCAGAAGAUGAAGAUAUUUUUGAAGAAACUGCGCAGGUCAGUCCCCCACGAGGAAAGGAGAAGAGACAAUGGAGGGCUCGAAUACCAUCUCUGAGUGUACAUCCCGUCAGCAACGCAGACUGGGGAUGGCUCAUCAAGCGACUUCAUAAGCUCUGUAUGGAACUGUGCAACAAUUAUAUCCAGAUGCAUCUGGACCUGGAGAAUAAUGUAGAGGAGCCUCCAGUGUUCAAAGGUGACCCUUUCUUCAUUUUACCAUCCUUUCACUCAGAAACCUCCACCCCAUCAACUGGAGGGCAAUCUGGGAAGGACACACCAUCAGAAGAUGACCGGAGUCAAACCAGGGACCAACUGGGUGACAGCCUGACACCCAGAGGAGGGAGUGGAGAAAUGUUGCUGCUACCCCCACCCCUAAGUCCUAAACUAGAGAAAAAAGAGCAGACCAGAAAAAAAGAAUGGUGGGAGAAUGCUGGUAACAAAAUCUACACCAUAGCCACUGACAAAACUAUCUCCAAGCUCAUGUCAGAAUACAAGAAAAGAAAGCAGCAACAGGCCAUGGCAUCCUUCACCAAAGAGGUCAAAGUGGAAAAGAAAGGGGAGCUCCUGGGUUCAAGAGGGCCAGAUUCACCCAUACUCCAGCGGCCACAACAUCUUAUAGAUCAAGGUCAAAUGAGGCAUUCAUUCAGUGCUGGUCCAGAGAUCCUGAGACAAGAGAAGAGACCACGCUCAGGAUCCACAGUCAGUUCCCUGAAUAUAUCUGUUCGGGAUGCCGAGGCCCAGAUACAGGCAUGGACCAACAUGGUGCUGACAGUUCUCAACCAGAUUCAGGCCCUGCCAGACCAAACGUUCACAGCCCUGCAGCCAGCUGUGUUCCCCUGUCUCAGCCAGCUGACUUGCCACGUGACAGAUAUCCGUGUGCGCCAGGCAGUACGGGAAUGGCUGGGAAGAGUGGGCCGAGUUUAUGAUAUCAUAAUUUAAACCUAGCUGUGCUCUCUGUUGCAAAGGGGAAAAGACAUCCAAGGUAUACAGCAAAGAAAUAUUUGGCGUUCAUUAAUUGCCUGUUUGUUAGUGAUAAAUUAAGAAACAAUGAGCUUGUUGAUAUGUAUCCUCUGCCCACUUGAGACUGUGUGUCCCUCACUCACACUAGCAAAGGAGGCAAAGCACGAGUAUGUCCAGGAGGAUCUGGAAUGCUCCCAGAACCUGCCAGUAAAUCUGGCUAGGAUGUAAGGGGGUGAUACAUUUCAAUCGCCUUCAUUUUAAUUCAAAUUGGCAACAGUGGGAGCCACAUGAAACUGCACCUGAACUUCCACACUUGCACUAUCUGUGAACGCAACUGUCAUGUGGGUGUCAAUUCAGGUGAGUAAACCUAUGUAACUUAAAAAAAUUAAAUUAAUAGAAGUCAGGAAAAAGGUGGGUUUAUAGGACAAGUAAAAAGGUGACACUUGUUAAGGGUAACCUUUUUCCCUCCUGAAAUUAGCAUGCGAGUGGAAAGCCAAAUCAAGAUUAUGGUAGUAACUAUAUGUGUUACUUACUAGAGAAAGUGGAAAUUUAUUUUGCUCUGAGAAGAGCCUUUGAAGUCUGGUCUUAUUCGGGGUAGCUAAUAAGUGACUAUCUCAGAUCUAAAAGGGGUGAACCAAGCACAGACUAUUCAUCCUUUCAUUGCUCUUGUGGAGUAUUGCUUGAAGAGAUAUGGCACCAUCCAGCUGCCCUCCCUACAGCUGUGUCUUCAGCUAUGCCUAAAGCUGAUCAUUUUUCCAUGUGUCUGAUUCCCUCUAAGGGCAAGAGGGAGGUUUGUUUUGCUGUUUCCUGUGAAGCUGGGGGGAAGACCCACCACAGAGCAAAUACCAGCAUGUGCCAAUAUCCAGCACCCAACUCAAGAGAGUAGUGUUCCAGUUUAAGCAACGCUGCAGCUAAGUUAGCUUCUGCUUCUACUGGAAACUUACAUGUUUGCUUAUAUAGAGCUGCUGUAGCCAGGAACACCCUUAUCACCUGUUACACUUAGCCUAUCACUCCACACUGAGCUGAAUCAAGAUGGAAAAUAGUCUGAAAGGCAGGUAUCUUUCCUGUUUUUCUCCCAUUUCUUGUCUGCUGCUGUGAAUAGAAGGAUACAGAUCCUCAUGAAUGUACAUCCCUUUCUAUGCAGCAAGUUGUUGAUAGUAGUAAGGGGUGGGAGAGGGGAAAGGAUUUGCUAUUGUGUUGUCAAAUACAUAAGUGAUGCUGUUCACACAAGACACAGCAAAGGGUUACUUUGCUGCACAAGUUGUGUCACAGCCCCUGAGACAUUUCUUCUUGUGCUCCCAUACUACAUAACUUGUUGAUUAAGAAGUUGAAAUCAUUUGUGGAAAAUCAGUUGGUUUUAAUCUUGGGUGAUCCCCUUAAUGAAGUUCUCCCAAGGCUUUUAGGCUUUUUAAAUGUGUACACCAACUAAAUAUACAGCUUCAGUCCCUGCUCCAAAGCAUCCUCAAAAUGGCAUCUCUUUAUAGCAGACCUGGAUUUUUCACAACUUUCAGCAACUUAAACCUUGGGAAAGAGAGGGAGCCAGGAGGCUCCCUUGGGCAGCCAUCACCCAAGCUGAUGUGUUUACAAAGAGGCUGCCACUGUCCUCCUGCCUUUUCCCUCCAUUGCCCACUUCCUGUUUGUUACCUGCUAGAUUUGUGCAGGGAAUAUUUGUCCCAUAGCUUUCUGUAGUGUCAGUCACAGUGUUGCCCUUUCUUUCAAAACUUCCCCUUUUAAAAUUGUUUCAAGGACAUGAAAAAAAAAAUCCUUAAAAACAAGUCUUUCUUACCAUCUAAAUUGACUUUAAAAAUUAAUAAUUUAACAAUUUAAAAAGUUUUCAAUAUUCCCCCAACAGCUGUAAUACUAAAAUUAGGUGACUAGUGGCAUGGUUUGAUUUCUGUUGCCAUGUCUUUCUUACACAUUUUUAGGUAAAGUAAAAGGGUGGAUGUAUUUUUGUUAAAGUGGGUUUUGUUGGCAUCUAUACAGAACUGCCUUUAAAGCAUGACAUCAACUAGGCAACAAAAAGAAAUCAGAAUAAUUAAUGGAAUGCAGAACACCCAACUCUGCUGUUUUUCAUUAUACAGGCAUUGAACGGAUGCAGAUCCUUGCUCUACUAAUCUAAAACUAAAGCAAACCCCUAAAUUAUGUUGGAGAAGUAAAACUGGUAGCAGCACCAAUGGACUCAGGACUCCAAAAGAGGGCCUAGUAUCUCAGAAACACUGGGGUUAUGUGUUGUGGUUGCAAUACAAAAAUCCCUCUGUAAAACAGAAAGAAAAGCUCUAGGAGUGACAAUACCACCACCCUCAAGCCCGUGAACACAGCAUAGGCUAGUGCUAUUUGAUUAGGCACCAUCUUAACCCAAAAUACCAUUUAAUUUCAAGUUUUUACACUAGAAAUGCCAUACUGGCACUGAGUAAAUGAGCUGUUGCUAUUGCCCUGCUUUAAACUUUGCCCUCCAAAUAAUGCACUGAGUGACCAUUUUCAUUCUCAGUGCCUUGGUGCGUGAACACCCUUCCCUAAGAGGUCAUGAGUAACUUUGAGUAAUUCCAGAGAUGUCAUUUAAAAGUAGGGGGAUGAAGGAAUCUUUGUUUAUGCAAAGCCUGCUGCUUCAAAAUUUGGCAUCUCGUGCUCUUCCUUAUAUGUAAAACAGUGAAAAGGUGAGGAGAGCAGGCCAUGGCCGCUUCAGGAACCAUUAAUCUGAGAUGCAGAAGCUUUUUCAUGCACCUCCAAAAUAUAAAUAAAUAACUAAAGUAUUUAGUUGAUUCAUCAGAUUCUCAGCUAUUUUUUUGCUAGUUUAGCCACAGACAUCAGCAAGCCCCAAAGAAGUACAACACUAAACAUGAAGUCAGUAUUUCAUAAACCUAUGCAGUCUAUUUCAUGCAUACUUUGGGCUUAAGGCUGCCAGUUGCUACCUUCAGGCCUCACAAAGUAAAGCCUUUAUCCCAGAGAAGACUGCCAGGACAGCCCCAAGAGAAGGGUAUGACACCAGCCCACCCUGUGCUUCAGGAGGCAACUCCCCAUUCCCAACACCCCAGUCGUGUCCAGCUGUACCAUGCUGCAGCAGCGUUUCUGCUUUCUCUUGUGAGUGGAGAAGUCAGUAGCACAAAGUAGCCCUUGUACCCACAUGUGCAAGUCUUUCCCAUAUAACCCAUUUAAAUCCUUACUUACAGCCCUAACAAUGCAUGAGCUAAUGGCAGCAUAUUACCAGCUUUACUGUUUUUUCCAGCCUUGAACCUCUGUCUCUUUGCUCUGGUUAAUGACCAAAUUGUUCUAUGCUCUUGCACUGUUUUGGUCACAUACAUUUCUAUUGGAGUUGGGUUUGAUUUUUGUUGAACUGGCCAGUUAUUUUUUAAAAUAGUUUGGCAUCUUUCUCAGGUACCAGAGCUGCACCUCUGCUCCUCUGCUGCCCUUGCCUAGUUCAUACCGCCCUCCUCAGGGGAGGACCGAUGCAUUCUUGUACAGAGUCCUGUAGCUCCAGUCACUGUCAUACUCUGAGCAUUCUGCAUACCCACAUUAGUAGUAUGUUCAUCAUGCUCACCGAAUAUCUUUGUGCUGCCAGCAAUGGUUAAUGCAGUUGUUUUAGUAACAUCCCCACAGCAGUCUUCUCUGAGUGUUCAGCAGCCACGGAGUUACCACCACUAUCUCUUGCUUAACGUGCUCUCAUGUCUUUAAGGUACUAAGAUACAGACAAUACUAGGGAUAAACACUCACAUGAGAAUAACUGGCAGUUCAGCAUCUAGAAAGAGUUAUUAGCAAAAGAUUUGCAUAGACCUGGACAAAACUUUCCUUGCAAAGCUCCCAGCACAGGUGACACAGGUUUUGCCUCAUCACAGAUAAAACAGUUAAUGUCCUCUGGACUGUAGCUGACUCAUGUCAAGGCCAAGCAGAGUUUAUACCUGUGACUUGCAAGGUGCUCUGCCUUUCAAUUUGAGCUUCACAUUUUUAAAACUUAAACCUUACUGUAAAAUUCAUGGGCAAACCCUCACUUGCCAAAGGUAAAACUCCCACCUCUAAACACCUUGCGUCACCCUAUGGGCUCUCCAUCUGCACUUGAUCUGGUAGCAUAUCAGUGUUGGUACCCCCACUGCAGGGCUCAGCACAGCACCCGUAUGAAACUGAGUGGCAAAUGAGUUCUCAAAUAGAGAGUUCCAGCUCCAGGUGCUGCCUGCAAUUUGUCCUUCUCUCCCCAGCUUAGACCCAUACUCAAAGUGCCUAAGCUGUUGAAAUCAAUGUGAAUUACAUACCUGGAUAUCUUUAAUACUCAGGACUCAGUCCUUGAAUCCUUCAGUCCCUACAUACAGGUUCACAAGUCCUCAGGAAAGGGAAAAUCCUGAACAGUUCCUAGUUUCAUGCCCUUUGCUGCUGUCCGCUAUACAUCCCUCUUGAGAAAUCCACAAGAAUCAUAGAAUCAUAGUCCCACAGCACAUACUCCCAUGCCCCCCAGUGCCCCAGAACUAAAACCUUCGCUUUUGCACAAAUCCAGUUUGGACAUUAAGGAGACUGACCAUAGCAAGCCAAAGCAAUUUAUUUCUUUCUAGCUCUUCUGUGUAGAAGCUUAUUCAGAAAUUGAGCAUGGGGUUUGGCUGUUUUCACCUUUAGCAAUCCAGUCAAAAAACGCUAUUACUUGGUGAGAAAUAGUUUUCAAUUGACAAGAAAAAAAAGUUAAGUCCUUUUUUUCCCUUUCCCUUCCUUUUGGGGGGAUGUGAUAAGUUUAUUUUUAAGCAAGCUAUUUACUGCACUUUGGUUACAGUCAUUUGUGGGAGGAUCUAUGUAUAGUGCUAAUCCGGGCAUAUGACAUGAAAUACAGUUAGCUUUUUUUCCAUUUCUGAUCAUUCCACAAUUAUUGAAGAAAUUAUGCAACAUCAUCAAUUAAAAAAAAAAAAAACAACAAACCAAAAAAACACUUUCCCAGCUUUUUAGUAUAAAAGGACCAAGUUACCAUACCACAGAAGCACAAAUGUUGGAUUUAAUGCAGUGUAAAUAUCAGCCUCCAGCAGCUACAGAUCCCUCUUCACUGAGCCUCUAUUUUUGAGUAGAGCUUCUCCAGGGGUACAAUGUAAGAGUCUCUCAGCAGCCCUCACCAGCAGCAUAUCUGGGACUCCAGAAAGUUGUACAGCUGCAAAGAAGUCAUAGCUCCUCUUUAUGUUGCUUCCACUAAUCCCCCUCAGAACAUACAUUUUAUAUGUGACACUAACUGUAUCACAUCAUACUAAACAAAACAGCUUUGGCCAAACACGGAGUGGCUGCCUAUUUAAAAAGAAAACACUAAACAAACAUAAAAGCAUAUGUCUUAAGUAUGCAAGAGUCUUGUCACUGCUCCAAGUCUCCAAGCUAAAAAUUAAAAGCAGAGGGAAGUGCCCUAAUGUUAUGGUUACUGGUGGAGCUACACUAUGAUUCUGGAUAAAUGCAAUAACGGGCACCCCCUGUGGGACCAGAUCCCUCAAAUCCUCUUUAUUUUUGGCAAAUUUGCAAGUUGAGGUUUGCAUAGCCUCCACUGCCACAUUGAAUCUGGGAACUAAGUUUAUGGAGGGCAUUUUUUUGUUAAGAAACAUGGCAACGGGAUCUCUUUAAAUCCUCUUACCUGCCUCUUUUGAAAAGGUAUUUACGCACUUCCAUAAAUUUCAUCAUAAAUGCCAUGGAGUGCCAGGGCCCUAGUUCCUGUGCUUGCGUUGGGUUCAUCUGGCCUGCAGUGAGGUGCUGUGUUUUCACAAGAAGCAAGCUGAAAUGAGAGCUGAGCUAUCAGAGAGGCACAGGUAAGGCACAAAUAUCACCUCCACAAGCAGGCUGCAGCUCCUGAGCCCCAGCUCUGCAGAAGAAAAGCAGGAUUCAGUACCAAAGGGAGAACUACCAGGAAGGGCAGAGCCCUGUACUGCACACUGUUUGCUGGAGCAGAUGGGAGCAAGAGAGUGAACGUAUGCAAUGACAGCAGUGAGCACCUUCUUUCAGUUCCCCUGACUUUCUCUCCCCUUUUUGUCAUUAUUUGUGAGACUGCAAACAUACUUGGAUAGGCCCCUCAGCCAGAACUGAAAACUGAAAGCAAGCCAAAGGGAGUAGACACUCAAUUUUGCCAAAGAUCUCAUCCUUCCUGUUCAAAAAUGAAAAAAAACCAAAUUUUAAUUCCAUUAUGAUGGCUGCCAUAGGAAGUGUUUUACCACAAAUCAUGAUUGCCAGGACUUAUCCCUCUAGCUGUAUAUUCAGGAGGAGCCACUAAUACUUUCUAAGAGAGACUGUAAAUUGUCUUGUCAAGCAAGCUCUUACUUUGGGUUUACCUUCUACUGAGUUCACACCUAUCUGCAAUUCCCUGGUCUCGUCCAUCUUUCCUCCCCUUGACCUGCUCUUCUUUAGGAAAACACCUCCCCUGUCCACCGCGUCCCAUUGUGCUGCUAGCUUGCUUUGGUCCUUGGGUGUCCAGUGGUCAGGCAGUCACUGUAAGCUGGCUUGCAAAUUGUAUUUUGUGUACAUUUUAUUCUGACUGAAUUCUGAAAUGGAAAUAUUUUAAAACAAAAAUUAUAAACUAUUUAUGUUGCUUGUGUUGCAGAAUAAAGAAGUAAAUGUAAAAUAAA
Messenger RNA from Apus apus (common swift), 13329 nucleotides. RefSeq names its product ARFGEF family member 3 (gene ARFGEF3). Bases 209 to 6748 code for a protein of 2179 amino acids. Gene Ontology annotation, molecular function: guanyl-nucleotide exchange factor activity. The transcript has 34 exons. The record is from RefSeq and is a predicted model, not a curated record. Lineage: Eukaryota; Metazoa; Chordata; Aves; Apodiformes; Apodidae. Gene Ontology annotation, biological process: regulation of ARF protein signal transduction.